CCGAUCCCGGCCGGCAUGAUGUGCCUGGAAUGCGCCUCGGCGGCGGCGGCGGGCGGCGCGGAGGAGGAGGAGGCGGACGCGGAGCGGCGGCGCCGGCGCCGGGGAGCGCAGCGCGGGGCUGGCGGCGCAGGCUGCUGCGGGACGCGGGCUGGGGGCGCCUCCGGGGCCGCGAGCGCGGACGACGAGGUGCAGACGCUGUCGGGCAGCGUGCGGCGGGCCCCGUCCGCGGCCCCGAGCACCCCGAGCCGCGCGGCAGCUGCCAAAGGCCCCGGCGCGCAGCCACCCAAACCCGCCAGCUUGGGCGGCGGGCGGGGGGCGGCCGCCGCCAUCCUCAGCCUGGGCAACGUGCUCAACUACCUGGACAGGUACACCGUAGCAGGCGUCCUUCUGGACAUCCAGCAGCACUUUGGGGUGAAGGACCGAGAUGCUGGCUUGCUACAGUCAGUGUUCAUCUGCAGCUUCAUGGUGGCAGCACCCAUCUUUGGCUACCUGGGGGACCGCUUUAAUAGGAAGGUGAUCCUGAGCUGUGGCAUCUUCUUUUGGUCAGCCAUCACCUUCUCCAGCUCCUUCAUCCCCCAGCAGCACUUCUGGCUGCUGGUCCUGUCUCGGGGGUUGGUGGGCAUUGGAGAGGCCAGCUACUCCACCAUCGCUCCCACCAUCAUUGGCGACCUCUUCACCAAGAACACGCGCACGCUCAUGCUGUCUGUCUUCUACUUUGCCAUCCCUUUGGGCAGCGGCCUUGGCUACAUCACGGGCUCCAGUGUGAAGCAAGCGGUUGGAGACUGGCACUGGGCUUUACGGGUGUCUCCCAUCCUGGGCAUGAUCACAGGAACACUCAUCCUUGUCCUGGUCCCUGCCACUAAGAGAGGUCAUGCUGACCAGCUUGGGGGGCAGCUCAAGGCACGAACCUCAUGGCUUCGAGACAUGAAGGCCCUGAUCCGCAACCGCAGCUAUGUCUUCUCCUCCCUGGCCACGUCGGCAGUGUCCUUCGCCACAGGGGCAUUGGGCAUGUGGAUCCCUCUCUACCUGCAUCGCGCCCAAGUCGUGCAGAAGACAGCAGAGAUAUGCAACAGCCCACCCUGCGGGGCUAAGGACAGCCUCAUCUUUGGAGCCAUCACCUGCUUCACAGGCUUCUUGGGUGUGGUCACGGGAGCUGGUGCCACACGCUGGUGCCGCCUUCGGACACAACGGGCUGACCCCCUGGUGUGUGCGGUGGGCAUGCUAGGCUCCGCCAUCUUCAUCUGCCUCAUCUUCGUGGCUGCCAAGAGCAGCAUUGUGGGGGCCUAUAUCUGUAUCUUCGUUGGGGAGACGCUGCUGUUUUCUAACUGGGCCAUCACUGCAGACAUCCUCAUGUAUGUGGUCAUCCCCACAAGACGGGCCACGGCCGUAGCCCUGCAGAGCUUCACCUCCCACUUGCUGGGGGAUGCUGGAAGCCCCUACCUCAUUGGCUUUAUCUCUGACGUGAUCCGCCAGAGCACCAAGGACUCCCCACUCUGGGAGUUCCUGAGUCUGGGAUACGCCCUCAUGCUCUGCCCCUUCGUGGUGGUACUGGGCGGCAUGUUCUUCCUGGCCACAGCGCUCUUCUUCCUCAGUGACCGUGCUAAGGCCGAGCAGCAGGCGAACCAGUUGGCGAUGCCACCCGCAUCUGUGAAAGUCUAAGGCGGUGCCGCUGGGACACUGAAGAACCCUCUCUCCUUCCCAAGGUGGGAGGUGCCCGGCAGUUAGCUAGUCCUGCUGGACUUUCCGAGAGCUUCCUGUGUGACCCACGGCUGGGCACCCAUCCUCUCUGGCCAUGGCUUCAAGAAGAGGCUGUGCCCUCAGCUAACCUGGAAGACAGUGUGCUUUGGAGCCGCGUGGUUGGACAGAUGCCCAGCCCUGGGCUGGGACCACUGAGCCCUUGGAGCCCCCCGAGAAGGCAACCCUUAGUGGGUGUGCCAGGAGAGCCUGGCCUGGCACUGGCCUAUGCGAUCUUGGGCAAGUCCCUGCCCUCCCCAGACAGUGUGGACAGGGGGCUGCGCUUCCCCAUGCAGCACACUGGCCAGAGUCCUCUGUGCAGCUUCGAAGAACCCACAGCUCCAAGACCUUACAGAGAAAGGGUGUUCCAGGCCUCUGGAUGGCAUCUCAGGCCCUGUAUGCCUGAGGCUGUCAGUUUUGGUCCUGCUGGCCACUAGGAGCCUGUUUCCAACACCUAGGACUAGUUCAGCCUGGAGGUCUCCCAGGUGCAGACCAUCUCCAGACAGGAAAUGGCAUCACCAGGGGUGAAGGCCCUGGUGGCAGCUGUGGACCAUCUGUGCCCUCAGGUUUGAGAUGUGGUGGGGUUAUCCACUCCUCUGGGUCCCCCACAGAAGGAAUGCUACCUGACACAGGCUGGGCCUUUCCCAAGACCUGUUCCCAGAAGUGGGAACCAGGGCUCUGACUGCCGGAGGAAGCAGCUAUCCACUGUGCUUCCUUCCUACUCGGUAGAGGCAGAGGUCCUCCACUCAACAAGCUCAUUACUCCUGCGCCAAUUCCACCUCCAUCUCUCAUGCAGCCUCUAACCACUUGACACCCUGUCCUCAGCUACAUACCAGGACUGAUGCCAACUCACAUCCUGGCAUCCUCAAUGGAGCUUCUAUUCUGCACCACACCCGUCUCCUUGCGCACUGGCUCCAAUUGAGGUGUCUGGCUGAGGGGUUCCUUGUAACUAGGAGACCCUACGAGCCAGUUCAGACAAUGCUCUUCUGCCCUGUAGUUACUGGCUGGCGUGGCUUCAGUGGCGUGUAAGCUUGUGGAAUGCCCACUCCCCACCAAGCACUGGGAUACCCUGGGGGGGGCCUAACCAGGGGUGGGCUCCCCUGAAGAUCAGCUUGGCCUUCACUUCCACCCCAGCCUCGACCGGGGCCCCAGCAAUGUUUUCUUGUUGUACAAGAACCAGGUCCAAGUGUAGCCUCCUCUUCCUUCCGGAAGCCAAACUGCUCCUUUAUUUUUUAGAGCUGCUGAUUGUGAAUUUCAGAGUCUUAAAAAAAGCCAAAUAUAUUCCUCUUGUAAAUGAAGAAAUAAAACUAUUUAAAUCAUG
Molecule: messenger RNA, 3055 nt
Organism: Suncus etruscus (white-toothed pygmy shrew)
Lineage: Eukaryota; Metazoa; Chordata; Mammalia; Eulipotyphla; Soricidae
Gene: SPNS2
Product: SPNS lysolipid transporter 2, sphingosine-1-phosphate
Exons: 13
Coding region: 16-1659 (547 amino acids)
Biological process (GO): sphingosine-1-phosphate receptor signaling pathway; lipid transport; transmembrane transport
Cellular component (GO): membrane
Molecular function (GO): sphingolipid intramembrane carrier activity; transmembrane transporter activity
Source: RefSeq, a predicted model, not a curated record